This is a messenger RNA of Cynoglossus semilaevis (tongue sole), 6770 nucleotides long. Its product is annotated as alpha-2B adrenergic receptor-like. The transcript has a single exon. Bases 2019 to 3563 code for a protein of 514 amino acids. Gene Ontology annotation, molecular function: epinephrine binding; alpha2-adrenergic receptor activity. Lineage: Eukaryota; Metazoa; Chordata; Actinopteri; Pleuronectiformes; Cynoglossidae. Gene Ontology annotation, cellular component: plasma membrane. The record is from RefSeq and is a predicted model, not a curated record. Gene Ontology annotation, biological process: G protein-coupled receptor signaling pathway; platelet activation; regulation of smooth muscle contraction.
GUUUGCCCAAUGGUUGUUCAGCUAUACCUCCACAAGGGACGGUGUUGAGGUCAAGAUUAAUUUCCAGGCUGACGUCAGUUUCUCGGACAAUAACCAACAUGGUGACGGUGGAGGAGGUGGUGAUAUGAUGUUGCUGCUCAGACAGAGGUCCAAACAGAGACGCAGUAGCAGACAGUGGUGGUCUCUGUGUGGACAUUAAGUACGAAGAGAGUGUGGACGGAUUACUGUACUCUUCUUCUCCGGUCCCACCGUAUCUACUGCGGUUCUGUCAUUGCCUUUAUCGCUGUACUUUUGAUGAGCGCACGCGAGCUAUAACGCGCAACACUGCCCCCACGAUUUCCAGUGGUACUGCUUCGUUUCAUGUCCUACGGUACAGGCGCAAGUGUUCACCAGGAGGACGGCAAGAGGUUCCACGUGUACUGGACAUCGAGCAUAAACCAUCCGUUGUAGUUUUCUUGUAUAAAAAUGUAUCAUAUAUUUCUGUUUUAAAGUCCAGACCGUACAUAGUUAAUGUCGUACACUCUCUGUUUAUGUAAACAAACGCAUCCAUUUACUCCUUUAAAUUACCUCAUUUACAUGUUGGUCUUUCCAACUCCCUGCAGCGCUCUAACGUCACCCGGUACACACAGUUUAAACUCUGGUAUUGUCAAAUCAAAAUGUGGUACUAAUUUGUGACUUAAUAUCUGUCUCCUAUGUUUUUCUCAGAAACAGAAUUACUUUUUUCAAUGUCGGCCACUAGAUGGUAGAAUAUACCAGAAAGUAAAAAGUACGCGCGUACAUGGGCGUAAGCUUGCGGUAUUGCAGGUUUAUGGUCUAGUUACUUAUUUUCUAAAGAUCACUUAACUUAGUGAAGAGUGAACCCUGGACGUAAUGAGGCAGAACUUUACCUCUGAGGCUCUGGUGAAAGUGAGAAUGUUGAUGUGAAAAGCAGAAUGUGGUUAGAGGUGAUCUGAUGACUGAUGAGGAAGUCAAAUAAAAAUAAAAUAAAAUAAAAGUCACUGCCCAAUCACCACACGAUCAGUUGUGUAGGAUUAUUGGUGUCUGGUUGUCUUCAUUAAAUGACACAUCACCAUGAUCAUGAUCUUCAUCAUCAUCAUCUCUCCCUCCCUUCCGUCCUCCCUCUCUCUCUCUUUCUCUCUCUCUGUGGACUGACUUCUUCCUCAGCCGUCAGGAGGAUCACAAACUGAUUUUUUUUUUCCCACAGCCUGUCUUUGUUCAAAUCCUGAAUCUGCAGGGUUUUCCCUUUUCCCAUCUUUUUCUUCAGCAUCUCAGGACACUUAAACUCUUCUUUUUAUUUUUUUGUGAAAAGGAAAUCAAAGGUGCAGAACUGUUGACGAUGGAUCUCUUCAUAUCGCAGUAAGUGAACAGGGGGAUUUUCUGUCUCUGUGUUUGAUUGUAUUGUCUUAAACCAAGUAAUAACCAGAUAGUACAAUGAUUUAAAAUGUGUUUAAAAACUAACAUUACAUAUUAACUCAUCAGAGGACAGUUGGAGUUUAGUAAUUAGUGGUUUAACAAUAUGAUUUUCAGAUUUUUUCCAUUAAAGGUCAUUUGUGACAACUCGAUGAGAUGCGGAAAUUAAUGAAAUAUUUGUUUCCUGUCUUUCUUGUUUGACUCAGCAUCACUAGAUGAAAAUUAAAAAAAUAUAUACUGUAACCUUCUGUAGUUGAAAUUGCAAAUUUAAGAUUCUAACACACUGACGGACUAAUGAAUAUUUGGAUGGAGAUAAACAAGUCCAGUGAGAAACAAUCAAUAUUUAUUUGAGGGAGAAAAAGGACGAUUAGAAAACACAGCAGCAAAAACGAGUAUAAAAAAGUGUUUUGUUUUUUUUUUGUAAUUGUAAAUGUUCCUGAAUCUGUGGUUGAACAUUACUUGACAACACUGUCUUUAAAUGUGUCUCCAUCCUGCAGAUCUCCUUGGUGGUGUGAACGUCACAUUGUCUCACUUUGACCUAACAGCACUAAAGCCUCAUACCAGAGACAAGCAAGACAACAACCCCCCCCCACAAUCUCCUUUCUAGCAUGGCCUCUGCUCCUCCAGAUGUUCUCUCCUCGGCUGAACUGAGUGGACCUCCCAACAGGAGCUCCAGCUUCACCUCCAGCACUAAACCCUACAACUGGAUCUCGCCCUACACCCUUCAGGCCACCGUGGUCUUUGCAGUUGCCAUCACCUUCAUGAUGGUUGUGACCAUUGUUGGCAACAUCCUGGUCAUCAUAGCGGUCCUGACAUCUCGGUCCCUGAAGGGUCCACAGAACCUUUUCCUGGUGUCCCUGGCUGCAGCAGAUAUUUUAGUGGCCACUCUCAUCAUCCCGUUUUCUUUGGCCAAUGAAUUGCAGGGUUACUGGGCUUUCAGCUCCAUUUGGUGUGAAAUCUACCUGGCUCUGGACGUUCUCUUCUGCACCUCCUCCAUUGUCCAUCUUUGUGCAAUAGCUCUGGACCGCUACCUGUCUAUCUCACGGCCUGUGUCCUAUCGCACCAUUCGUACCCCGACACGCAUCAAGACCGGCAUCAUCGUGGUCUGGCUGAUCUCUGCCGUCAUCUCCUUCCCUCCUCUUCUCACCCUGGAUAAGAGUGAAGGAGGGGAAGAGGUUUGUGAACUGAACAACGAACACUGGUACAUCCUCUACUCCACCAUUGGUUCCUUCUUUGUCCCCUGUGUGAUAAUGAUCCUGGUUUACGUGAGGAUUUAUCAGAUCGCUAAGCAGCACACCAGAUGUUCACCUGGACAGAAACCAAAAGCUAUGGCAGCAGGAAACAGCAACCUGGUCAUCAACGUGCCUGUGACAAAGCUGUCUGAGAAGACAACAAACCACCGGGAUAGAGUAGGUGCAAUCUCCAACCAGCAGGAGCAACACACAAGCAAAAUGUCUGGUUCAGAUUCCACCACAUCCUCACUUCACAAACCACUGGAGGGCUUCAUUAGUGAGGACAGAAAGUUCCGCAAUCCUCAGUCCUGUACCACCUCGGCUCUAAAGUCUGAGUCUUCAGUCUCGCAUGAGGACGUACAGAUUUUCACACACGCUCAGAGCAAAGACUCUCAAGCAUGUCCUGAUAAUGUAAAGGACAACACCUCCAGCUCCGGCUCUGAGGUGGACAUUGGUGUCCUCAGAUUAGACCACUCCGAACAGAAGCGCAAAACUGAACAGCAAAAACUACCCCAAGGCAAAGAGUUCAAAGAUCAGGCUUUGAACCUGAGCAGCAGGUACAAAGGCACCAUGAUCACGUCAUCUGGAACCAAACUGGUUGUUGAAGGAACACCGACCAUUCAGGGAGUUGCUGUUUCCCGCCGAAAGGCCUUGGUCAACAGGGAGAAGAGGUUCACCUUUGUCUUGGCGGUGGUGAUGGGAGUCUUUGUGAUCUGCUGGUUUCCCUUCUUCCUCUCUUACUCCCUUAAGGCGGUUUGUCCACAAACAUGUGCUAUUCCCGACCCUCUUUUUAAGUUCUUUUUUUGGAUUGGCUACUGCAACUCCUGCCUCAACCCUGUCAUUUACACCAUCUUCAACAAGGACUUCAGAAAGGCCUUCAAAAGGAUUCUGUGCAGAGACACCAACGGUACUGUCGUCUAGAGCAGCUCGGCUUAUUUUGAUGUGUUGAACUUAUUCUGGACGGUUUUUAAUGACUUCUUCAAAUCGGUUCUAUGUGUAUUUAUAAAGUGUAUAUCUGAGCAGGAACAUCCUCCUGAACCACCUCCAUAAACAUCUGAGCUCCUGCUCUCAGACAGACUGCUGCCUCCUGUUGGUACAUUCAUGACGUGUCAGAGGCCAUCAGUCGAUCGACCACUGAUGGUACUCAGUACCAUGUGUCAUCUGCUGUAGAUCAGUGAGGACCAUCUGGUCAGGGUCAGGGUCAGUGACAGGGUCUACAGGUGCAGGAUCCUGUACAGUAGGAUGAUCUAAAACCACCUUAAAACAUCUAAAACAAUGAAGCAGGAGCGAAUACUGCCCUCUGUUGGACAUCCUGGGAACUUUAGGUCAAGCACAAGCAAACCGACUGGAUAGUGAAGGAUCACAUGAUGAACGAUCGAUUGAUUAACAAGCCUUGAAUUAACCUUCAUGUUUUCCUGUGUGUGUUGUUUUUUAGUCAGAAGAGAAAAUGAUUCAUUGUUUUUAUAUGUGACCCUACAAGGGAAUAGAGAACUGUCCAGUAAUGAAGCUAACAGCCUCCCUACCCUUAACAUGAAGCAGUCUCAUAGUAACUCCAAACCAAUCAGUGUCCUCAUCUUUAUCAUCUAUAUACGCUGAGGCUUUUUUUUUUCUGUUUGUAUUUUCUGUUGCAAGCUAACUUACUAACAGCUAACAGGUCCAUGUAUAGCUUCCUCUCCCCAUUUGAAUUCUAACAGUAUAUCAUGUACCACCUCAUCAUAUACUUUUCUUGUGUUGAAUCAGCAUAGUCAACAAGUGUUCAGUGCUCCUGCCUCACAGCAAGGACACAGGUUUAAGAACUGCUGGAGUUCUCCUGUUCUCCCUGUGUGUCUUAUCCUUCCACUGACCAAAACAUGCAGAUUGGAAGGAUUUAACCCCUGCCCCUGGCACCCUGGAAAGGAUUGAAUGAAUGAAUGAAUUCUGUUCAGUGUUUUUAGAACUGAGCCAGACUCCUGGGACAAACCAAAAUCCAACCGUUGAUGGUGUGGUAUUAAUAUUCACGGAGUUUCCUGUGCUAGAGGUCGUCAUGGAGGAGAGGAGAAAAUAUUGUUUUAGGCAAAGACUACGUUGAGCCUGGAUAAAUAUGUUUCCAGGGCAUUUCCUGAACCAUUUUGUUGUAAUUGUUAUCACUUCCUGUUCCUCCGUAUUGAUCUAUUAUCUCCAUCUGAUCUGAUCUCUGACUCCAUGGACACCUGCACCUAUUUUUGAGGAUACCUUCUCACCUCACAGAUCAAAUAUUCAAAAGACUGCGUGGACAGUGGGACGUGGGCUUCAGGACGGAGGAGACUGACCUUUUUAUUUGUGCAUCUGUGUGUUUGUAGGGUCGCAGCUGCACAGACAACAAAACCGAGGAAGUCCCGACAAAGUGGCUGAAUCAAUUAUCUCUAAUGUUAUUGAAGAAAAGAGUGUAAUUGUACAUGAUUUCAUUACAUUUCCAAACCGAGGAUACAGACUCUGUGUUCAGUAAUCUGUGUGUGCGUGUGUGCGUGUGUGUGUGGCCUGAGGGUUUUACUGGAAGAGAACAAAUCUCUGUCAUUUAUCAGCGCUAGGGACACACGAUCAAACAUCAAUAAACAAAUAGAUAAAACCAUGUUCCUCUGCUGCUCCUUCUCUAAUUCUCACGCCUCCUCUCACUUAUUCCUCCAUUUAAAUGUUCGUUCUGGGUGGUGAACGUUAGAAUGGGUCAGGUUCUCACUCUGUGGUCUGUGGUUCCUCCUCCUGGAUUUCUCUCCUCACUCUCUCUGGGAAAGUCUCUGCGAGGUGAAACAGCUUCAGGCGUUGCUAAGAAAAAGAAAAAAGAGCAGUAGAAGCUGACGUUCAGCAGAAAAGAUCAAACAUGAAGGAAGAAAAUAGAACGGAGAGGAGUUAGAUUCUCUGAGGCAGUGCAGGAUCAGCAGACCUGCCAAGUGUUGUUCCUACUGAAGAGUACCAGGAACUUCAGCAACAAGAAAAAGACCUUUUUAAAAAAGGUCAAUGUGAAAAAAGUCUGUGUUUACUGUUGACUUCUUUGGUGUUGUGUUCCCGUUUGACAGCAGAUUUCUAAAUAAAUAUUGUUUUUUAUUAUUAUUGCAUCAUUAAAGGUUGAGAGAGAGAGAGAGAGAGCAGACAGAGAACGUUCUGUUGUUGUUCUAACAGAAGAGUGGGCGAGAGCUUUUAGGGUCGACAAAUGGAAUAAUGAAAUCAGAUCAUUUACCGUUUUACCUUCGUGGCUUUGUGUGACUGUUCCCUCCACUCCUCUGUCGUUUGACUCCAGUCUCAGGGGGAUUCAAAAAUACUUUUUUCUGGCAGGAUGUUUAAGGCUGCGUUCAUCACAAUAAAAUGAGCAGGCAGUUAAUCAAGUGAGGAGUGGGAUGUGUUAUUCACCAGCUGAAGACACAUUUACUGUAAAAUGUACAUUAAUGUGGCCCUUUGGCCCAGAGCCAGUGUCUCUGUCAUUGGUGUGGAACCCCAGGGUUCACCUCCUGGGUUAGAGUGAAUCCAGGUUAGGGCGGUUGGUACCUUCCAGUGGACUCACCACCCACAGGAAGGUUCAGGGGGGGCUGGUACGGUGCAGUGUGAUUUGGGUGGCGGUCGUGGAGACUGUACCACAUAUUUGAAGCUCAGACUUACAGCUGAACUCACUGGUCCAGUGUGGAGACGUUUCUGACCUAUGAAUGUCCAGACUGGGCGCAGACACAGUUGAGUGGAGCAGAAUUACGUUUGUUCAGAGUGAAACUCCUGCCUUCGCUCCCCCCGUUCUCUGUGAUGGAUGGUCUCCCAGCGUCAGGACAUUAGGCCGUCGCUUCUUUAAUGUCUUUCUUAUGAAGCCACAUUAAGGCUGGACCAUGUGACAUGAUGUUCAGCUUCAUUUACCAGUGACAUCAGCCACGUCGGCUGCUGACAGAUUGAGAUCAAGAUGUAGAAAAAUGUGUGGACAGUGAAAAAACAACUUCACCGAUUUUAUCUUACUACACUUGGUUUUCAGUAGAAACUGCUUUGGUUAUAGCCUUUCCAAUUUGUGACUAACUAAUGUUUUUUUUCUAACAAACUUUUCUUACUUGAGUUUUUGCUAAAUUGUACUUUUACUUUUGAAUUUUUACCAAAUUUGAUAUUUUUUUAAUCACAAUUGUUUUUUGCUAAAAUGCUUGCUAA